Molecule: messenger RNA, 498 nt
Organism: Camellia sinensis
Lineage: Eukaryota; Viridiplantae; Streptophyta; Magnoliopsida; Ericales; Theaceae
Source: RefSeq, a predicted model, not a curated record
AUGGCUAAUGAUGAUUGGAUGGUAGAUGUAGCAUGUGGAACGCAUAACCAUGCUCCUGCUAAAUAUUUUGAAGGACAUUCAUUUACAGGGAGAUUAUCUAAGGAGGAAAUAUCAUUAUUAGUGGAUAUGUCCAAAAGCAUAGUCAGACAUGGUUUUGUGAUUGUUAUCAAGACAUCGGAUUAUGGUGGUGGUCAUAGGACAUCGAGGAUAUUUCUUGCCUAUUUGCUCCGUUCAUUACCAAAGGUGUUGAUCAUGGACUGCCCAUAUAAGACAAAUCGAUAUCGUCUUCCUCUUCUUGAGAUAGUUGGUGUGACGUCCACUGAUAUGUCAUUCUCCGUAGCCUUUGCAUAUCUCCAAUUUGAGCGGAUUGAUAACUACGUUUGGGUGUUAACUACAUUGCGUAGUCCCUUUGAUGACAUUGUUAUUCCUGAGGUGAUUGUCACAGACAGGAAGCUUGCUUUGAUGAAUGCUAUUGACAGUGCAUUUUCUACAUCUUGA